Messenger RNA from Ostrinia nubilalis (European corn borer), 1637 nucleotides. RefSeq names its product torso-like protein. The record is from RefSeq and is a predicted model, not a curated record. The transcript has 5 exons. Lineage: Eukaryota; Metazoa; Arthropoda; Insecta; Lepidoptera; Crambidae. The coding region runs from base 182 to 1213 and encodes 343 amino acids.
GGACGGAGCCGGGGCAAAAUGGUUGUCGAGAAUUCGAUAUACCUACACACUAAUCUCUCGGGUCAAGUUCAAUAGUUGUUUACAUUACAUUAGCAAAAUGUGAAAAAAAAACUCAGUGAAACGCCGAGUUCGGGCGGGAUAGCUUGUGGUAUGUUGGACACUUGUUCAACAUUUGUUCAACAUGUUGUUGUUGGUGUUAUUGUUGAUAUGUUGUAGUGUGUGCAAGUGUGAAGUGGGAGACCUCGGUUACGAUUUGAACAUUGGGAACACCAUCGAUGUUUUUGCUAACUACGGAGACCUCUCUCAAGUGACGCAGGUGGUCUCAGCAGAUUACGAGGACGAUGGCCAGGAGCCCAUAGUUCCCUUCAGCGAGAAGAACCUUCGGGUCUUCGCCAAUUCCAGCAGCCGCAGUGUGGUGGGCGGGUCUACUACAAAUAUGGAGAUACAGAUAUGCGACACCUUUGAAGACUUGCUCAACACGUACUUUAGCAACUUUAAGAUUGAAGGAACAGACAGACCAUGGAAAGCGUUCAUGGGCGAUUGGGUGGACGACGAAAUCCUCCGCACCAUGGGCAUCAUGUACGAUGGGAAACUUGAGAACUGCUGCUACGUCCUGGUCAAGUGGACCAAGCCCCACACUAGUGCUCAACUGGAUGACCUGACUGGUGUGGCGGUGAAGGAUCAUGUUGGAAGGGCGGUGGAUGCUUUAAAUGUCAGUGACACUGCAGAAGUUAGACGGUUUAUGAAGAGCUACGGGACGCAUUAUAUCGACUCGUAUGUGACGGGGAAUUUCAUUUACCAGGUGUUCAAAUACAAGCGCUCCGGUUUCAACCUUCUCCGAGCGUACAUGCGCGUAAAAGUGCGAAACGCGAAGGCUAGCAAUAACUCUGACAACUUGCGGUUUUACUUCUCUUCGUAUUUCUUGAAGCAAGUGGGAGAUAUAAAGGUGGCAAGCGGCAACAAAACAGUCGAGGCCUGGGCCAAAAAGAAUCUACGCGAAAGCCAGUACCUCUACUCUCGACCAAGUCUACUCAAGCUGCACUAUAGCCCGUAUCUAGCGUACAAACUCAACGAGCUCUUACGGGCAGACAACGGGGCCUUACUAGGCUUAGAUCUAAAGACCUUGAGGCCUUUGUUCAAAGACAGAAACAAGGCGGAAAAGUACGCAGAGAUUGUCGAAAACGAUUUGAAGCUGUGGGAGGUUAAUGCGUGAUAUCAACUUAGAAUACAGACAGCAUAUGAAGCUAAAUAGCAGCAUUUGAUUAGUUGUAAUAAGAGAGAUCUUGGAACAAAAAUAUAGUCUUUCGGAUGUACUGUGGACUGUACAAAGAUUUACGACAAAGCAUCAUCAUUAGGUACAUUGUACACGCUAAAGCUAAAGGAGUACCUUUAAAUUCCUUUUACAUAAGUGUUAAUUUAUUAUUGUAACUAAAAUAUUCAAAAUAGUCACAAAUUAUUUAUGAGCACAUGUCACGUCGCAAUGUGAAUAUAGCUUUAGUAUUUGCAAGGACGAAUAAAACGGCAUUUCAUUAGUUAACGACGUUUGGUGUUAGCUUUUUGACUCUAAUAAUAAAGGUAAAUAAGACUUACAAAUCAACAUUUAAAUACAGAAGUACCAGAACUAUCAUUCUUAACUC